AUGCUUAGAAACACAUUUAUUAAGAAAGUGCCUUUAAUAUUAGCUCAGCAUGUAAAUACAAAAAGUUUUCAUAGUUCAAGAUUAAAAGGAAAAGUUGCCAUUAUUACAGCCUCUACAGAUGGAAUUGGAUAUGCCAUAGCAAAACGUCUUGGAAAUGAAGGUGCUUCAAUUGUAAUUAGUAGCCGGAAGGAAGAAAAUGUGAAAAAAGCAACAGAAGAACUUCGCAGAGAUGGUAUUCAAGUUGAAGGUGUGGUUUGCCACGUUGGAAAUGAAGAUCAAAGAAAACAAUUGUUUGAAACGGCUAAAAGCAAGUUUGGUGGACUAGACAUUUUAGUAUCGAAUGCAGCAGUCAACCCCUCUGUGGCUGACACAUUAGAGACUGAAGAGAAGGCUUGGGACAAAAUAUUUGAAAUAAAUGUAAAGUGUUCUUGGUUAUUAGCUAAAGAAGCUUACCCAGAAUUGAUUAAACGGGGAGGAGGCAGCAUUGUUUUCAUAUCGUCAAUUGCUGCUUAUCAACCUAUGCAGCCUUUAGGUGUGUACAGUGUUAGUAAAACGGCUCUGGUGGGACUUACAAAAGCAAUUUCUAAUGAAGUUGUAAGGGAAAACAUUAGAGUAAAUUGUGUGGCACCAGGCAUUGUUGCUACAAAAUUCGCAUCUGCAAUAACAUCAACUGACUUAGGAAAAGAAACGUCUUUAUCAAUAGUACCCAUGAAAAGAUUUGGAAAACCUGAUGAAAUAGCUGGUGCUGUUGCCUACUUGGUCUCAGAUGAUGCUACCUAUAUGACGGGAGAAACCCUUGUUGUUGCUGGUGGUACUCAUUGCAGAUUAUAG
Pieris macdunnoughi is the source of this 831-nucleotide messenger RNA. NCBI's taxonomy places the organism in Eukaryota, Metazoa, Arthropoda, Insecta, Lepidoptera, Pieridae. The record is from the annotation of a GenBank genome assembly.